This is a messenger RNA of Drosophila takahashii, 414 nucleotides long. It is a transcript of the gene inaF-B, whose product is annotated as inaF-B. NCBI's taxonomy places the organism in Eukaryota, Metazoa, Arthropoda, Insecta, Diptera, Drosophilidae. The record is from RefSeq and is a predicted model, not a curated record.
UGUGUUCAGUUCGUUCGAAGCGACGGUAGCGGUUGGAUAAUAUUUUAAUAUAAAAUAUAUAUUAUUUCGUUACUUCCGAGAGAGUAAAAACGACAAUGAGCGGUACACCGGGGCUGAUGGCCAACCUGGCUGAGGUGGUCAAGGAGGCCAAGGACGAGGAGAUCCAGAUGCCCAAGUCGAACGACUUCUUCGAGUCGAAGACCUUCCGCCUGCUGACCCUCAUCCUCUACAUGGGCGGCGUGAGCGGCAUGGGUCUCACCCUGGCUGUCUACUACCUGUUCAUCUGGGACUCGCGCAUGCCGCCGCUGCCCGUGUUCAAGCACACGCAUCCAAUUGGCUAGGAUCGGGGGGCUAGGAUCAAAAGCAACCAGCCAGCCAUAUUGUUCUCCCAUCGACAUCAGUGACCAGAUUCGG